This is a messenger RNA of Cynoglossus semilaevis (tongue sole), 6774 nucleotides long. RefSeq names its product gonadotropin-releasing hormone II receptor-like. Gene Ontology annotation, molecular function: protein-hormone receptor activity; G protein-coupled receptor activity; peptide binding. The record is from RefSeq and is a predicted model, not a curated record. Gene Ontology annotation, cellular component: plasma membrane. Lineage: Eukaryota; Metazoa; Chordata; Actinopteri; Pleuronectiformes; Cynoglossidae. The coding region runs from base 661 to 1884 and encodes 407 amino acids. The transcript has 5 exons. Gene Ontology annotation, biological process: cellular response to hormone stimulus; G protein-coupled receptor signaling pathway.
UUCUCAAACGUUUCUAGGCUGACUGAGAAUCUUCAUAAACAUGACUCAUAUGACCAUUUAUAUUGUCUUCGGGCCCAUGGACACUUUUUUUUUUUUUUUUGGAUGAGAGGCGAAACGUCUUGAUGACAAGGAUCCUUUUAAUGUCGUGUUUCCAUUCCUGACACUCGGACCAAACACACACUUGCUGUAGGGUUCCAUUUUUACUGCUUUGAAAAGACUUACACAGUGUUUAUUGUUUCAGGUGAAGCAGCUGAGCUGAGGAUUAUGAGGCAGGGAGAUUGUGUCAUGUUUCCUGCUCUGCUCUCGUGGGUUCAUCUCACAGUCAGGAGGAGAAGUUUUGGCGAAACAUUGGAUUUGUAAGGACGUUGACAGCCACAGAGAUGGAGGCUCACUGCCUUUUAAUCCGGAUGAACGGAUUCGAAUGAUGUGAUGCUCCUUAAAGCCCCGCCCACUCAACUGCUGAUGUACACUGAAGUAAAAGUGAGAGAGGAGACAGAAGACGGUGUCGGUCGGUGCUGCUGCACUGAGCAGAGGAGAAGAGAUGGAACUGCAGCCCGGAUCGGCCGUCUCCGUCUGAGCUGGACAAUGAGACGCUGGUGGACAUGUGAGGACAGUCCUUAUAUUUUCACAAGAUGCUGACUCAACCGUGAGGCUGUGAAAAUGAACACCUCCUCCUGCUGUGAACCCCCAGCCUUCCAUGGAUUGGCUCUCAACGUCAGCUCUAACUGGACCUCGGCGGACGGCGGACCGCUGCUGCCCACCUUUUCCACAGCCGCCAAAGUCAGAGUCAUCGUCACCUUCAUCCUCUGUGGCAUCUCCACCUUCUGUAACUCUGCUGUGCUGUGGGCAGCCAGUGGUCACAAGCGCCAGUCCCAUGUCAGGGUCCUGAUAAUCAACCUGACCGUCGCCGACCUCCUGGUCACCUUCAUCGUGAUGCCGGUGGACGCCGUGUGGAACAUCACGGUGCAGUGGCUGGCCGGCGAUCUGGCCUGCAGAUUCUUGAUGUUCCUCAAACUGCAGGCCAUGUACUCCUGUGCGUUUGUCACCGUGGUGAUUAGUCUGGACCGACAGUCCGCGAUUCUCAACCCUCUGUCCAUCAGCGUGGCCCGGAAGAAGAACAGAACGAUGCUGAUGGUGGCGUGGACGAUGAGCGCCUUGUUCUCAGUUCCGCAGAUUUUUCUUUUUCACAACGUCACCAUUACAUAUCCAGCCAACUUCACCCAGUGCACCACCAGGGGGAGCUUUGUCACCCACUGGCAGGAAACUGCCUACAACAUGUUCACCUUCUCCUGCCUCUUCCUGCUGCCACUGGUCAUCAUGAUAGUCUGCUACACCAGGAUCUUCAUCCAGAUGACGAAGACCAGCAUGUCCUCCAGUGAGCCUCACCUGCGCUGCUCAAAGAACAACAUCCCCAAGGCCAGGAUGAGAACCCUGAAAAUGAGUAUCGUCAUCGUGAUAUGCUUCAUAGUGUGCUGGACUCCCUACUACCUGCUGGGCCUGUGGUACUGGUUUUUCCCCGACGACUUGGAGGGAAAGGUCUCUCACUCCCUCACCCACAUCCUCUUCAUCUUCGGUCUUUUCAACGCCUGCCUGGACCCUAUUAUCUACGGACUGUUCACGAUACGUUUCCGUAGAGGGCUCCGAAGCGGCCGUCGCUUCGCACACGCGGUGACUUCAUUCCACGAGACUAAAUCUGCAGAAAAGGAGGCUUUGAACUGCACUGCCAUGGGUUCGUCCUGCAGGAGAGGGGUGAGGAGCGAGGGCAAGGCCGGCGACUGUUCACACACUGUCCUCAAAUCCACUGACAUGUGUUUAACUGUGUUCACUCAAGGAGGGCGACGCUCUCACGACAUACACACACAACACACACAACACACACUGUGAGCUGGACUGGAGAAAAGUGAAGCUGUCAUUUCCUUUUUUUUCUUUCUCCCAUGUUCUGAUUUUAUUAUUUUCUUUUUUCUCUAGUAAUCGUGGACUGGAUUCAUCCUACUCACAACGUCAGAUGUUCAUUUGUGCAGUAAGGCUGAAAACAAAAUGGAGAAACCAUUGUUCUGUACAGAUAAGUGUAAAGAAAAGUGUCUUUAGGAGCCGAGAACCUGAGGCUGCGCCGCUCACAGUAGAGGUUGUUUGUGUAAAAAGCUUUUAGAUUUGAGCAAGUGUGUGUGUGUGUGUGUGUUGGUGCAUGUGUGAUUGUUGUGCAACUGCUCUGUGCUAUACAAUGCACAUUCACUGUAAAUGAAAAGCGGUCUUUGACAGAUUACACAACGAUCUGUCCUCUCUGUACAGCAGCUCACUGUGGUACUCCUCUGUUUCCUGCUCUUAGCCACAGUAUGAACAUGUAGUACUGUAGUACUGUAGUACUGUCCAGUUGUAUCAUAAUUAUUCUAAGAGCAUUGGUCGGUUCUGUCAUCAACCGUAUGGGUUGGUCCCAGGUGUUUCAGUCCAUUAGAACAUGCAGUGUUGACGUUUUCAGUGUGUAUCCGUAGGUCAGUGAUUUCCAAUCUUUUUUGGCCACAGACUCCUCUGUGUUUUUUUUUAGUACUACUACUUAGUAGUUGAAUAAUGUACCAGUCCUGAGAUUGAUACAAACCAGGAAAAAAUUAGUAACACAUCUCAAACACUGACUUGUCUCUAGAACUGACAGUCAUUUAAUGGUUUUUCUCUCAUAAAUAAAUUGACAAAAUCUGACCAAGACAUUUUUAGAUGAGAAACAACUUUGAUUAUAAAUGCUUCUGUUUCACAUACAGGCCACACCGGAAUCUAUCACACACCAAUCUCCUUUCGGUGAAAAAUUAAUUAAAACUGAGUUAUUGAAUCCUGUCUCCAAGUCUCUAAAGACCGGAACUACAGAGAGAUAUACAAGAGCUUUUUUAUUAUUGUUUUUGAAAUGUCUUUGAAAUAAAAAAUGAGAUAUUAUCUCCUAAUAACAAGUUAGUAUCUUAUCACUAUGAGAUACUACCUCAUUAUGAUGGCAUAGUAUCUCAUUAUUGAAAGUUAUUAAUUGAUAAUAACAAGAUACUAUAUCAUCAUAAUGAGUUACUAACUCUUUAUGAUUCUGUGAUUUUCUUGUGGAGAAAACUCUUGUGUUGGUAAUAAUCUGCAGCAGCCACAGCUGCCACAGCCGCCUUCACUGAUUCUGCAGCUAUUUACACUCUAACGUAGUUUGCCAGUGAAGCAGAAGGUUGUUGUGUUUCAGUAGAACAAGUCAUUGUUUAUACUGAACCACACAGAGUGUUUUGAAGUGUGUGCUCACUAAUAAUCUGUCUUUUUAUAAUUUUUUUUUUUUUUAAAGCAAACCCACACUUCUCUCUUCUAUCCAUUAAAUCUCCAUUGACGUGAGAAGGUCACAUGGUUUGACAGUCACAUCAUCAUCACAGGCUUUUUCUCUGGUGUCUUUUUUUUUCUUCUGCUUCUUGUUGCCAUCAAGCUGAGCUUCAAUCCAGCACAUAAAACAAACAUGUGCUGAGUUUGUACUGAAUAUAACAGUCCGUACACAGUACAUGAAGGUACAUGAAGGUACAUGAAGGUACGUGGAGGCACCUGGAGAUUUGUUCUGUAAAUGUCAGCUGCUGAUGUUGUUGCCUUUGAGGAUCUGGUGAAAUCACAGCUUCUGCUUCAUUUAGUCUGUCAAGUUCAAGGUUUUUUUUUUACUGUUUCAAUGUAUAAAAUAAUUAUUAUCAGACAUUACCAUGUGUCCAAACUAAUGAGACAUGAAGUUCAAAAAGAGACAGGAAGGAUUUGAGGCAGAGAUACAGACACAUUAUUAAGCUGAGACAUUUAACAUCAAAACAUUUUAAUAAACUUAUUCUGAUCCGACAUUUCACUUAUAAUAUUUAGAGCAUACAUUGGAAAUGUCCUUCACACAAUAUUUUACAAUUUUAAACAAAAUCUUAAUGAUUAGCAAAAUCUGCAUGCAUUUUUUGUUUUGUGAAGCAAGAAGCUAGUCAUGACAAAAUAGACACCAAGAAGAGGCUCAGGAAUGGCACUGAUGGGAAGAAAGUUCCUCCUUUAAAAGUCAUGCAAAUCAGAAUGCAGUCCACAUUUAUAUUCAUGUCAUACUUUGACUCGCUGAACUUGAAUAUAUAUUUUUUUACCUGAAGUCACUCUAUGGUAGAUUGAAUUUUGUUUCUUUAUCCAACAACAAUGAUUUCGAUUUGAAGCCAAACAGCAGCUGAACCCCGUCAUGACAAAGAUUUUUUGGUUUUUUUGUUUGUGUCUUUUGUGUGAAACAUUGAAAGCAGAUAAAGUGCAGAGAUAGCAGACGACCAUUAGGGGGCACUUAGGGCGAUAACACACUCUCAUUUAUCAAAACAUCAGACACGAGGGGCAACGAUCAUUAGUAACUCACUCUGUCGUAUCAAAGUGCCUUUCAACACCAGCCUUCUCUCCAGAGACCUUUUCAGUCAAACGCUGCUGAAAAGUUUGCCACCGACUCGACUGCGUUGGUUCACUGUCACUCUGUCCACCAGGGACGUGCGGCCAGGUGAAGCUCACUGGUUCUUUACAUCAUGCAGAGUAGAACGUCCUGAGAGAGCGGUGAGCAGCCACUGAAUCUGCCCGGUUGUUAAAUCUGUGAACUUGACUUUCAUCUAUCAAAAGUGAAAAUGUUUCUUUGGGUCCGCUGAGAGGUCUCUUCAGUCGUGAAGUGAGAGGUGAAACCAGGACUUAACCUGUGAGGUGUAACAGCCUAUAAUCUAAAUUGGAUUGGAUGAGUUUUAAUACCUGUGGUCAUUCAUCCAGCAGAGGCAGUGUGGAGUGGACGUGGGACAGAAGAAUCCAAAAAAAAAAAAAAAAAAAAAUCGAAAGAGAUAAAAGGACAGCAGUGUGGGUGGGAGAAAGACCACCUUUUUUCGUUACUUUGACAUAGAUUCUUGACCAAAAUUAAAACCCAGUCAUCGAGGGUGAAACCAUUGUCCUGUUGGAGCAGAAGGACAACAGACCUGAAGCUUUCUGUUUCUCCCAUUAAUUCAUCUUUUAUGAUGAAAUCAUAUUGUGAUGAAUGAAUGUAGAAGUCGAUGUCGUCGUGCAGCCUCGCAUUUACAAAACACAUCUUUGUAUUUUGGGUAUCAUCUUUAAAUCCUGUAAAACAGGGGAAAAUGGUGGAAUAUAAAUACAGUCAGUACUGUUAUAUAUUGACUUAAUAUUGACAAUACAAAAUAUAGCAGAAUAGGUUUUGCAAAUAUUAUUAAAAAUUAAAAUUAGAUCAGACACUGAGCACAGGUUUCGGCAACUGUGUGGAGAAAAAUGUCUAAUUCAACAAGAGAAAAGUCUGCAGCAGAUCCAGGUGCAGACGUACUACACUCUAAUACUACAUACAGUGAUACCAUGAGUACAGCUGCACAAGCUACAACCAGUAUACGUGGUUGUAGUGUCAUUACUGCCUGUUAAACCCCAUGUCGUCUUCAGUGACAGACAGGAACAGGAUCAUAAACCCAGAAAAACAAAUCAUAAAUGCAGACCAACGUCUAGAAAAAAAAAGAUUAUUGACUUUAUUGUAAGACAGAUUGAAUUAGCUGAGACACAGACAUAAUUGGUUUCCAAUAAGAUUAGUCUUUAUUCCCCAGAGCCAUUAUGUCUGAGAGCAGUGACAGUGUUUAGACGGCAAAUCUGGAAGACAUUUUCAAAGGAUCAGAGGAGCUGGUCCUGGUUUAUGAUCUGAUCAUAAACAAUGUCAUUAAUUAACUGCUCCUUUUCCACUCUCUAUGUGUUGUUAUGUGAAGCUGCACUGAUUAGGAGAAUGACUGAGCGAUUUAUAAACCUUUGUUAUCUCCGUGGAUAAAUAUCAGUGCCACUGUGAAGCUUCAGUCAGAGGCCGAUGUUCGGUCUGAGCCUCCAAAGACCGUUUCAUCCUGGAUCUGUUUCAGGAAUUCAGGCCUGUAACGAUGACCGUUACUGAUUUACAUCUCAGUGUAUCCUCUGCGAACUGGAACUUAUCUGUUUCUAACCAAAGGCAGUGGAGUUAUAGUUUACCACAGUCUCUCCUGUGAGUGGAGGAAAUCACUGGAGGAUUCUACAGGCUCUGAACCCCGACUCUCUUUACUUUGUCUUUCUGCCAGGCUUAUUCUAAAGAGAAAAAAAAAACAUUCUUGGAGGGACAUCAAGGAUGAACUUGAGGACCCUUUCCCACUGAGUAUAAAUUAUUCCAUUCUUGAUUAUUUAUGACUUAAUCAGGGUGCAUGUUUAAUACAGUGAAUACAAAUGUAUUGAUUCUUCAAAGAAAUAUAAUUGUUUAAUGGUGUGCAAUGCCAAAUAUUUUCCUCAUUUUAUUUUUUUUCAAAGAUGUAAAUAUUAGUGUUAAAUAUAUGUUGGGAUGACAAGUCAUGCUAUUGCAAAUACAAAAAGGAAAGAAGAAAGCAGACAAGGUUAAAGAGAGACUGUACAUGACAAAUGUGUACGACAAAAAUAAUUUUCUUUUGAAUGUUUAAGACCAUUAUGUUAUUGUUUUAUGUUGUAUGUUUAUACAAAUGUACGCAGUCAGAAAUGUGGAUACAGAUCCUGAUCUUAUGUAACUCUAAUAACCAGUUCUCCACACAGUAGUUUGCAGAGUGACUUACUGGCUGUGCGUAGGUAAAAAUGAAUCCUAUGGAUAUACUACUUAAGUCAAUGUAUAUGGAGUAUUAUUGCAGUACAGCUCAAAAUAUGUGAAGGGAUGAUUGAAUGGUUUUCUCAUUUCCUCUCUUUCUGUGAGGCCUCCAGCCAUCUCUGGACCAGGAUAUGACAAACCAAAAUGAGGAAAAGGCAUUACGUGGGGCCACAACGCAGGCAUGACGA